Molecule: messenger RNA, 1157 nt
Organism: Arachis ipaensis
Lineage: Eukaryota; Viridiplantae; Streptophyta; Magnoliopsida; Fabales; Fabaceae
Product: clavaminate synthase-like protein At3g21360
Molecular function (GO): oxidoreductase activity
Source: RefSeq, a predicted model, not a curated record
UAUAUAUAAACCCAUCCAAGGUUAAAAACCCACAAAAGUAAAACUUUCUAACACAGUAUAAAAACAUUCCACAUAAAAAGAGAGGCAGGGAAUUGAAGGAGGAAGUAAUAAAAACAUGGAAUUCUCUUGCAAACACUUUAAGGUAGGGAAAUGUGAAGGAGAGAAACUAGUUGACGGGGAAACCAUCCCUUUGGUGCUACAACCUUCUGAGGCCAACAAGAAUGACUUGGAAUCAUUGUUGUUGGCUCUGAAGAACAACAAGGAAUGGUUUGAACAAAUGAUCAUAAAGAACAGUGCUGUUCUUCUAAGAGGCUUUGAUGUAAAGAACGCUGAGGAAUUCAAUGAAAUUGUUGAGAUCUGUGGCUGGGAAGACAUUCGUUAUGUCGGACCGGCGCCGCGCACUCAUAUUUACAAGAGAGUUUGGACGGCCAAUGAAGGUCCCCUGUCAGAGUUCAUAUACUAUCACCAUGAAAUGGUUUUGUUCAAGGAAUGUCCCUUGAAAGUUAUCCUGUUUUGUGAGAUACCACCCCCAGAAGGAGGACAGACCCCGGUCGUGCCGAGUUUCAAGGUGACAGAAAAGAUGGUGGAAGAGUUCCCGGAGGCUGUGAAGGAAAUGGAGGAGAAGGGAUUGAGGUACACAUUUACAGCUCCUGGUAAAAAUAACACUGGUUCCAUGAGAGGAAGAGGGUGGGAAGAUGCCUUUGGGACCUCAGAUCCCCAAGAAGUUGAGAAAAGGGCAAAAGCUUUUGGAAUGGAACUGGAGUGGCUUCCAGAUGGUGGGUUGAAAACAAUACUUGGACCAAGAAAUUUAACAAAGGUAUUUGAAGGUAGAAAAGGAAGAAGAAUGUGGUUUAACACAAUAGUAGGCAUGCAUGGGAGGGAGAUUAGCUCGGCGAAGAUGGCGGACGGAACAGAAAUCCCAGAAAAUGUGGUGAAAAGGUGUGCACAAAUCAUCGAAGAAGAAAGCAUCCAGUUCAAAUGGGAGAAGGGAGAUCUUCUGUUCCUUGACAACUUGGCUUUGCUCCAUGGAAGAAGGCCUUCCCUUCCUCCUAGAAAGGUCUUAGUUGCUACAUGCAAGUAGUUUUGGUAUUUGAUGCAUGUGUUCAAUAUAUGCAGUGCAUAUGACGAUGAGGAUUGGGAAUAAAAGCCAUUAGUAU